This is a messenger RNA of Dimorphilus gyrociliatus, 1274 nucleotides long. Lineage: Eukaryota; Metazoa; Annelida; Polychaeta; Dinophilidae. The record is from the annotation of a GenBank genome assembly.
GCUUACUGUCGAUAUUCGAUUCAACGUAGAGAAACAAAGUGUGCGACAGCUGCUAAGUUUUUCGUCGAUUGUGCCAACUGUAUUUAUAAUUUAGAAACAGAUGUACGUCUGAUUGGCAGCAUAAAGCUUCUGCGAACUCGUUCACUUCGUUCGAAUAACAAAUACAGCUGUCCGAAGAAGAGAGAUUUCUUCAUUCUACCUCGUUUAAUUUCAUUCGUCCUAUUAUCGCUCUAGGUAUCAGAUUUCUACUGGAGCGUUCAACGAUGUCACAGCUCGACAAACAAAGAUUAAAGUCUCUUUUAGAGGAUACUGUGACAAUGGUGUGCAAAUCUAGUCUAGUUCAACAAAAAUUUACAGUUGAAGGUCUUUUAGGCAUAACUUUGGAAAAUGAUGAUGUUCUCUUAAUAAACAUAAAUAAGACAAUUGCAGAAGAUGAUAGUUCUAAAGAAGACGAUGAAGACGGUGUAAUGGCAAUAUCACCAGAACCAGUGAAAAGAAAAAUAGACUCUGAUUCAGAAACAACACCAGUGAAAAAAGAACGACCAUCUCCUACUCAUAAUCGAAACCGGAAGGAAGAAAAUGACGAUAUUAGUGAAGGAACCUUAACCACAGUAAGUCGAACAUGUCUACCGACUGUUCCUAAUCCAUUUUGGACUUUAUCCCACCAACCGAUGUCCCAAUUAGCCUCUUUUGGCGCAAUGGCUACAUGGGCAGCUAGACCUGACCUAGCAUCUUUUAGUGAGGCAGCAACCGUUAGUAUUAAUUUACCACCGUCAACGGACAAAGUACGAAGAACAUUUGAAAGUACAAACACAACUCUACCAUCUAUACCAGCCCUUGUAAAAAAUGGCUGUCAUUCAACGUCCCAAUCGUCAGAGCAGACCUCUCAGCAACAGCACACCACUUCAAACGCGACCGGAAAUGUGUCACAGCCUUCGGCAGAAAAACUAUCAUCUAGCAAGAAUUUAAGUAGGAAAUUCCAUUGCACCCAAUGCUUACGAAGCUUUACUGAUCGCCAUAAUUUGGAAAAUCACAUAAGAACUCAUACAGGCGAGAAGCCAUACAGAUGCGAAAUUUGUGGGAAAAAUUUUAGUAAAAAAGGCAAUAUGGAACAGCACAUGUGGACGCACAGUGAGGCGAAACCAUACACAUGCACAAUUUGUAAUCAAGGCUUUAUCCGAAAAGACUAUUUAAGCAAGCAUAUGGAACGGCACGGUACUCGAAUGACGGUAAGUGAACAACAAACGACAGAAAGUCAAUCAAAUGAUACUUGA